This is a messenger RNA of Columba livia (rock pigeon), 2754 nucleotides long. It is a transcript of the gene IDH3A, whose product is annotated as isocitrate dehydrogenase (NAD(+)) 3 catalytic subunit alpha. Lineage: Eukaryota; Metazoa; Chordata; Aves; Columbiformes; Columbidae. The record is from RefSeq and is a predicted model, not a curated record. Gene Ontology annotation, cellular component: mitochondrion. The coding region runs from base 108 to 1208 and encodes 366 amino acids. The transcript has 11 exons. Gene Ontology annotation, molecular function: isocitrate dehydrogenase (NAD+) activity; NAD binding; magnesium ion binding. Gene Ontology annotation, biological process: tricarboxylic acid cycle; isocitrate metabolic process.
UUUAUGGCGGCGUGGGCGGGGCCUGCUGCUCUCCGCGCGCCGGUUCCGGUCUCGCGGCGGGCGCGAGCGUUGCGGGGCCUCAGCGAGCCGCGCUGCCCGGGAGCAUCAUGGCUGCGGCCGCGUGGAUGCCUACGGUUUCUCGAUUGCUAGGUGCUUUCAAAAACCAAAAACAGGUGACCAGAAGUUUUAGUAGUGCUGUACAAACAGUAACUUUAAUCCCAGGAGAUGGCAUAGGACCUGAAAUUUCUGCUGCUGUCAUGAAGAUCUUUGAUGCUGCCAAAGCUCCUAUUCAGUGGGAAGAGAGGAAUGUUACAGCUAUCAAAGGACCAGGAGGGAAGUGGAUGAUACCCCCAGAUGCCAAAGAAUCCAUGGAUAAAAACAAAAUGGGAUUAAAAGGGCCUUUAAAGACGCCAAUUGCUGCCGGGCACCCAUCAAUGAACCUGCUGUUGCGUAAAACCUUUGACCUUUAUGCAAACGUACGUCCCUGCGUCUCAAUUGAGGGGUACAAAACCCCAUACACAGAUGUGAACAUUGUCACCAUUCGGGAGAAUACAGAAGGCGAAUACAGUGGAAUUGAGCACGUGAUUGUGGACGGUGUUGUGCAAAGCAUCAAGCUGAUCACAGAAGCAGCCAGCAAGCGGAUUGCAGAGUUUGCUUUUGAGUACGCCCGAAACAAUCAGAGAAGCCACGUUACUGCUGUGCACAAGGCAAAUAUUAUGAGAAUGUCUGAUGGGCUUUUCUUGAGAAAAUGCAGAGAGGCAGCAGAAAACUGUAAAGAUAUUAAAUUUAAUGAAAUGUAUCUGGAUACUGUGUGUCUGAAUAUGGUUCAGGAUCCAUCACAAUUCGAUGUGCUUGUAAUGCCCAACUUGUAUGGUGACAUCCUCAGUGAUUUGUGUGCUGGACUGAUUGGGGGGCUUGGAGUAACACCCAGUGGAAAUAUUGGUGCUAAUGGAGUUGCGAUUUUUGAAUCGGUUCAUGGAACAGCACCAGACAUUGCAGGAAAAGACAUGGCAAAUCCAACUGCCCUCCUCCUGAGCGCUGUGAUGAUGCUGCGCCACAUGGGACUGCACAAACACGCCACUAAAAUUGAGACAGCUUGCUUUGAUACAAUUAAAGACGGAAAGGUCUUGACGAAAGACUUGGGAGGUAGCGCCAAGUGUUCGGAAUUCACAGAGGAGAUCUGCCGCAGAGUCCGGGACACAGACUAAACUCUUCUCGUCCUCCUUGUCGUAACUCCAAAGGACACAUCAUGCAGAGUACAUUAUGUAUAACCUCAUGUCCAAACGCAUACGGUUUGUCUCUUAAGAGGGCAAACUUUUUCGUUAAGGCCCCUCCAUUAAUAAAUUUACUCCAAAUGGCUACAAAAGAUGCUUGUGCCUGCUUUCAGUGGACUUUUCGAAGUGCUUUGUCUUAUUUAUUUCUAUCAUCUGGUGAACGUUUUUAUGUAAGUGAAGUCUCUUAUUGCCACUGUAAUUGUCUACUAUUUUCCAUUUCAACUGGAGGUUUUUACUUUCCGCAAUGAAAAAUUAUGCAAAUAAACCAGUAACAGAAUUAGUGAAAUGUAAAAGCACCUUAAUGGUUAAAACCUACUUUAUUGAACUUACUGAAAUUUAGAAGAUAGGUUUUCAGCCUAACAAUAGCACAAGAUGACCUUCAUCAACAGAAACGGGUAUAAAAUAACUUAAAAUAGCAAUUUCAUGUUAAAAGCAAUCCAAAAGCCACUGUAGAUACUCUGGUGAAUCACGAAAUAUAGCCUUGCCCUCCGAGGGCACAAAUAAAGAAAUGCAAAAUUCUAGAGAUUUAGUCUAUUUGUGUAUUUUUAAGAGCCCACAACCGUUAACCAGCAUGGGCUGACACUUGAAGUAAAAACUAUUUUUCAAAUCUGUCUACCAAAAUAACUCUUACAAGUUUUCCUCUCUCAAACACACUUUGCAACAGAGUUCUAAUGAGAUUAAAUUAUACAAAAUUACUUCUGCCAUGUAUUGUGAGGGGAAAGUAUUAACUUUGCAAAUUUAUACUGAAUAUCUGAUUACUUCUGCUAGAAAGCUUUUUGUGUUGUACUUUUAUGCAUAGGCUGUUCAGUGUGUCCUACUGUAUUGGCUGGUCAUUUUCUUCUAGAAACUCUGAAUGUAAGGGACUGGUCCUAAGUGGAUUAAGACAAAUUGAAGGUUUGGCUCUGGUGCCUAUAUUCCAGAAAUGCAUUUCAUCCCUAUUCAAUGAGACUGGAGACUAUUUUUUUCCCUGCUUACUAAGCUUAAUGGGUGCAAAAGCAAAUCUGUGCCCUCCCUUCUUCAUCACCUACAGAUCAUCCUACGAGACAUUCUGAUCUGUAUGUCUUAAGGUAUGCUGCCACCCGACGAGAAAAUGUGUAUUUUAAAACUCGUGACUAUAGCACAAGAUUGUCCCUACUGCCAGAACCAGGCUUCUUAAAGCUGAAUUCUAUUAAUAGAUAUUACACCACUUAGUUACUUUCUAUUAAGAGUGGUUGUUUCGGAAGUAAAACCAAUUUAGAGUAAGUUCUGGCAUCACUGCAUGAGGUGAGCAUCCCAGGGUUUUUUGUAGUCUAAGAGCCUGUUGGAGGAGGGACAAUGAGCUUUAUUCCUCCUGCACACUGCUUGUGGUGAACAGGGCAACAUUUCUUUCUGUGUUUUACAAGCUGCUGCUUCCUUGUUUCCUUUAGAUUAAUAUUGUUAAAGAACUUAUGAAUUACCAUCAACGCACAAAAUGGGGAAAAAUAAACUUUUCCAAGUCCUA